ACGUGUUGUUUUGUCACAUAUCACUGCUGGUCUGGACGGGAGACAGGAUGCCUUCUCAGCCUUUUCAUUUAGUCAUUUAUGUCUAACCUGCUACAAACAACUCCCCUCCUGUCCAUCGGAGAAGCCUGAAAGCAUUGCAGGAAGCAGACAGCUCAGCGGGGAGCCAAACAGAGAUGGCCUCGCUGAAAAAAGACAACAGACUGACGAGUUCUCAGAGCUUCAUGUGCGUCGGUUUCGCCGGGUUUUUCAGUAAAACCGUCACGUCGCCCUUGGAGGUGGUUAAAAUUAAAAGUCAGGUGGGCACGUUUCACUGUAAAAGAGGUUUCUGGCAGAGUUUUCUCUUCAUCUACCAGAAUGAAGGACUUCGAGGAUUUUGGAAAGGAAACCUCGCCUCUUGUCUGCGGUUGAUCCCCUACACCGCAGUUCAUCUCACAACAUACAAAAAGAUAGUCCACCUUCACAUGGAUGAACUGGGCUUCAUCUCUCAGUGGAGAGCCAUAUUCGCUGGUGGACUGGCUGGCGCUGCUGCUGCUCUGACCACAUACCCUCUGGAGGUGGUAGAAACCAGGCUCAUCGCUCAGAACUGCAGACAGCCCACGUACAUGGGCGUAGUUCACACUCUGUCUAAGAUCUACAGGAAUGAGGGGCUGCUUGCUCUCUACAGGGGCUUUUCCCUCACUUUACUGGGUGCAUUUCCCUAUUCUAUCGGAUGCUAUGCAGUCUACAUGAACUUGGACAAACUCUGGCAGGAGCCUCCUUUUCGCUUCACCCCCCUCCAGAACUUCAUUAAUGGCUGUCUCGCAGCAGGAGUGGCCCAAACCCUCUCCUACCCUUUUGAAACUGUAAAGCGGAAGAUGCAGGCGCAGAGUGCCCGUCUUCCCCAUCUUGGUGGAGUUGACGUCCUUAGUGGAAUGAUUGACUGUUUCAUACAGGUUGUUAAAAACAAGGGCGUCCUCUCACUGUGGAAUGGCCUCACUGCCAACACGAUAAAGAUUGUUCCCUACUUUGGCCUUCUUUACACGUGCUUCGAGAUGUGUAAGCAGGUUUCCCUUUACCGCAACGGGUACAUCGUCUCACCCCUGAGCUACAAACUUGCACCCGGGGUCGACCAGAGCCUCGGGCCGUACGAGCUGGAAGAGGCGAAGCAAUACUUGAAAAACAGGAACUUUGGAUCAGGGGAGUCGUCUUUCGGAAACCGCUGGUGAAACUUCACAUGAGAAGAUGUCUGGUAAAGGCAAUAGUGACUUCUGACCACACUUGACCAGCAAUAUUAAUUACUUCAGAGGCUUUUGUCUGUUAUUAAAUAACAUUUCAGGUUUCAAAUCUUCAUAGGCGUUAACAUACAUUACAUUAUGUUAGCAACGGUCUACCUCUUUCAGAAACAUCUAUUAAUAUAUUAUUUGUGUUUGAAUUCACUCACUCUUCAUCUCUUUCCAUGUUUUUAACUAAAUGUUAUGUGCCUUGAGCAUUAACUAUUUGUUUUGGGGCUUAUUUCAGUUAUUGACAUCGAAUAGUGCCAUUCUGUAGUUCAUUCAAAUGCUCUUCUUCUCUACUUCUGUAAUACAUUAUAUGUUUAAUGUACAAGAAAUGUAAAAAAAUAUUGAUGCUUCCUAUGUUUGAGUAGGUUAUGAUCAAUCGUGUAAAUAUGCUAAUAUGAUGGAAGUAAUGCACUUAAAACAUUAAACUGUUACAGAAACAAUU
Messenger RNA from Cottoperca gobio, 1701 nucleotides. RefSeq names its product solute carrier family 25 member 43 (gene slc25a43). NCBI's taxonomy places the organism in Eukaryota, Metazoa, Chordata, Actinopteri, Perciformes, Bovichtidae. Gene Ontology annotation, biological process: transmembrane transport. The record is from RefSeq and is a predicted model, not a curated record.